Rhincodon typus (whale shark) is the source of this 1662-nucleotide messenger RNA. RefSeq lists its product as uncharacterized. The coding region runs from base 1 to 1662 and encodes 553 amino acids. The record is from RefSeq and is a predicted model, not a curated record. The transcript is spliced from 11 exons. Lineage: Eukaryota; Metazoa; Chordata; Chondrichthyes; Orectolobiformes; Rhincodontidae.
AUGGCGUCACGACGGACUCUUAAAGGCGCCGCUCCAGACAGACAAGCAGCACCCAUCACUGUGAGCACCCAGCCAUCACCCAUCACUGUGAGCACCCAGCCAUCACCCAUCACUUUUGUUUUUGGUAGCCCUGGGCCUCAUCCUGCGGGACCCGUGUAUCUCCGUCCUCGCUCCAUCUCCGGCAUCGGAAUCCGAGCCAGGAGCCCAUCAGUUGAUGUCUGCCGUCAGGAGGAGACGCGGGCCCUGCUGAUGGAAGACCGGAAGCCAUCGCGUCACCGAGCGUCCGAGGAUGUGAGACGGCAGAAACGUAAGGAACUUGAUGCCAGGAGGAGCAAAUCCCGCAUCCGGCUGGGAACUCACCUGGAGCAGUGGUGCCACGUGAAGGACCAGCUGGGAUUUCACUUACAUUCCGACUUCGCCAAGUUCCUCCUAGACAGUUAUGCCUCCAAAUCCUUGGUGAGUGGUUCAGGAGCCGGCGUCACGGGCGAUGACUCGAACGUGCUGCGGACCUCGAGCGACGCUCUGCGCCAACUUGUCGUCUGGUCGCACGACCACAGCCAGGAGUGCGGCUUCAUCCCCGACCUGAAGUCGGUGGUGCUGGAGCGGUCGGGCAGCUCCCUGAGAGCGGUCUGGGAGUGCAUUGCCGGGCACUCCUACCCGUGGCUGCUCCUGGCCCCUCCGGAUCGCGGCUGCCCCGGCGCCAGGACCAGGAGCAAGAGCCGAAACUGUGAGCGGGGGGCCGCCGUUGCCGUGAGCCGCGGGGGAGGGCCCGAGGCCCAGACAGACCCCGGGCCGCCCCCGGAGAGGACGGUGAAGGUGGAGGGUGCGCCACCGCCUCCCCGCCCCGCCUGGGAAGCGGGCGGAGAGGGCGAGCCGUGCAGGAGGGAGCUGGCAGGUCACAGGCCAAAGGACGGAGUGGCGGGUCAGGCCGACGGCCCCGGUCCCGUGCCGGAGAGAGCCGGCGGCCGACGGACGAGAGGAAAGGUAUCGGAGUGCGGCCGGUCGCCCCCGGAGGAGUCGGUGAUGCCAAGCGAGCUGGAGCCGAACAGCAAGCACUGCACCCGUAGGAAACGCGCCGAGCCGGGCCCAGCAGGUGGCCUGGACACCCUGCAGCUCGUCUGUGAGUCGGACUCGGCCACAGACGACGAGCCACGCCCAGGACCCGAAACGGCAGCAUCCUUACCAGGGCAACCAGAACUGCACGCUGUUUUCCAGAAGAGGCCUCAUCAAUGUCCUGUACAACCUCAACAUGACGUCCCAACUCCUUUACUCAAAGUUUCCGACUCCCCGACUGUCGACACUCCGGGCAGGAAUGACGGAGAACUGGAAAUUCAGGAUGAGAGUGAUGAGGCAGCCACGGGCGGGAUUGAGGAAUCCACAGACGAUGAUCUGAGCUACGCGGAUGACCUGAAGGAUCAGAAUUACAGCCCUUCAUCAGACAGUUCUGAGAGGACCAAGAGAAAGCUUCAGCCUCGGUUACGAGGGAGACCGUCGAAAGAGCCCCCAAACAACGGCAAAGCCCCAUUGCCUGUGGACAAACCGAGAAAGGGCAGGCGAAUUCGUAAUGAUCAGAGUGAGGAACCACAGAUCCCCAUGAGGAAGAUCAGGCUCUUGUCAGCUAAAGCCAGCAGAAUGGAACCUGGUCUUCAGGGGGAUGAAUGA